AUGAACUUUCUCGACGCAUAUGACAUUGCAGGCACACCGACCCCUCCGCCAGGCCAGCAGUCCGAGACCAGUCUAAACGACGAGGUCACGCAGGUCGUCGGCCAGCUUUCCCGCUUUUGGGGCGGAUUCCGGAAGCAGAGCCAGUCCGUAAUCGAGGCUGCGCGUAAAGACCUAGGCGAGGUCGUAUCGCAGGCGCAGAAGGAGCUCAGCAAAUAUACCGCUGAUUCCAGCUCUGUGCCACCCGCAGCAGGGUCGACGAACGAUGCACCCUCGGAAACAGACAGAGACAAUGAUACUACGCCAUCCGUAUCGGUUUCAGCCAGCGCAAGCUCCAUCUCCCCAGCAGACACCGAGGACAUUUCUACCACACCCAACCCUGACUCAGGAUCACAAGCGCUGCCCCAAUCGCAAACCCUCUUAGGCCGUCUACAAGCAUCUCUUCCCCCACAGCUCGUCUCGUCUGUGCAGGAAAAGCUUCCAGAUUCUAUCAAGCAUGCCCGCGGAAUCUCGCUCUCCGCGCCCGACUUCGCGACACUCCGCAGUACGCUUACGACAGAGCUGCAGCGCGUGCAGGGCACGAGCGAAGAUUUCCUGCAUCGCAUGCAGGGAAGCGGCGAAGAGCUCUUCCAGCGCAUGCAAGGAAGUAGCGAGGAGCUGUUUCGCGAGGCAGGCGAGUUCCUCAAGGACGCAGUGCGUGUGGUUCCCCCCGAGGAGGGCGGCUUCGGUGGCAGUAAUGCGGGAGUGAUGUGGGACGGAACAGACGUAUGGAUGAUCCCGACAUUUGGCGUGGAAAGUACGGCCGGGCCGCCAAGUGCGAAGGGAAAGGAACGGGAGACGGAGGGUAGGAGAUCCCAGAGCUCAGGACCGGAUUCCAGGCGACCAUCGAUGGAUGGUAUCCGUGCGGCGACGACGAGGGCGGAGGCGCUGCUUACACAGUUGAGAUACGACCCGCAGGUACUACGCGCAGAUCCUGCCGCCGAGGGGGAAGCGUUCGAUAAGUGGGCCGCGACAGAAGUGGAUGGCGAGGGCGUGGGUGGAAUAGAAGGAGAUGUCUGGAAGAAGCGAGUAGACUGGGAGAUGAAUGAGCGUCCAGAAAUGAGAGUACUCUAUGAGACGCUAGUGCCGACAGAGCUUGAUGCUAUAGCGUUCUGGACGCGGUAUUUCUUCCGUGUGAACCAAGUUGAGCGGGAGGAAGAAAGAAGAAGAGCAUUGCUGCGAGGUGCAGUGGAAAACGAGGAAGAUUUCAGUUGGGAAGACGAUGACGAUGAGGCAACGUCUCCUACUGCUUUAACGAAGUCUGCGGCUCCCGCUGCAACUACUCUUCCAUCCACUCGCCCUAGCACUGAAACGUCUGUCGCCUCACUAGUAAUUCCCGCAUCCGUCUCUGCCAAUCCUGCAGUACCGUCGCGCGUCUCAACACCUGGCUUCAUAAGCUCCCGCGAAAGUGAGGACAGCUAUGAUGUUGUGUCUGCUCAAGCGAGCAGUAUAAGCGGGGCGGACGUCCGAGAAAGCGAAGUCGCCAAGGAGAAGGAUGAGAGUGAGGAUGAAAGUGAGGGUGAGAGUGAGGAGGAAGAGAAUGAGGACGACGAGGCGGAGGAUGACAAUGAAGAGGAGGAGGAGGAUGGUGAUGGUGAUGAUGAUGAUGAGGAGGAGGAGGAGGAGGAUGGGCAGCAGGAGGAGGCAGCUGUGAGGGAUUUGAAAAGAACUAGUGAGCAAGAUGAGGAAGAGAGUGAUUGGGAAUAA
Fibroporia radiculosa is the source of this 1743-nucleotide messenger RNA. RefSeq lists its product as uncharacterized. The coding region runs from base 1 to 1743 and encodes 580 amino acids. Gene Ontology annotation, cellular component: cytoplasm. The transcript has 4 exons. The record is from RefSeq and is a predicted model, not a curated record. Lineage: Eukaryota; Fungi; Basidiomycota; Agaricomycetes; Polyporales; Fibroporiaceae.